UUUUUCUUCGACAAUUCCCCUUAACAUGUGAGUGUGACGUCUUUAUUACCCAGCAAUGCGGUUUUCCCGUUUGUGUAACGGGCAUUAAUUUUCCCCUCUAAGCUUUCAUUUGGUGCUGUUAGUUAUCGAUUGUGAGUUUGCCAAAGUGAGGGCUCUCUGAACGUAGGACUUAGGCCCAAAUGCGUGUCUUUUGAAGCUAUAGAAAGAGCCAGCAGACUAUACACUAGGAACACGUUGACUAUCAUGUAAAUAGAUUCUUAUUUUGCAAAUUUAGUAAAAUUUAGGCGAGGAAACAAAAGAAGACAAUCCUAUUAAUAGAGAUAAGUCAGCUCUGCAUUGUGAAAUUGUAAAGCGAAAUCGGUGUUGCCAGAAAGAUGCUUUUACGCUUACCUUCUUAUUGUGAAUACAGUUAAAACGUGAAAUAAAAAUCCUAUUUUAUUAGAGUCCGGAGCCAGAAAUUAAUAUUUUGAACUUUAUUGGAAUCCGGUCAUUAACUGAGAAACAUCAGCAACUUAAAUGCUGCUUUCCUAAACUCCAGAAAACAUAACAUGCUGUGGCAUGUUAAUGACAAAAUGGACAGAUGAAAUAAUUUGAUGAUAAUGGGGAUAACCCUUUUUUAAACGGAUAAAGAAACAAAGUUGGCUGAUGUGUCUACACGAUACUCGAUCGAAGGAGAUGCUAGUCAUUGAACGCUGAAAAGUUUGCCGAAGUACACAUUACAUUAACAUCGCCUGAUGUACCACUGACUGCCAUUUUCACGUUAAGGUGCCACCCAAAUAACAAAAAGCUUGGAAAAAUGAGAUAUUUUGUAUGGUCACGUGGCACUUACAUCGAACAUUUUGUAACGAGUAUUUAUGGACUUCAGAGCAAUGAUGAGCCAGCAGGUUCUACACUGGAAAUGAUAAAGUGCACAGCGUUGCUGCGAAACUGAUCAGGCAGAUUUACAUAUUGAUCAAUGUACAAAUCAAGGCCUAUAAAACCAGCUGUAGGUUGAAGAAACAUUACAUAGAAGCACAGAACGUCUAGCUGGCUGAAUUCGACUGUGUAUCUAAUAUCUUCUUAUAAAGGUUUGUUCAUUUUAAAACACCUUUGUUGUUAAUAUAAGGAUCGUUUCAUAUUCAUCGUAAACUAGAUUCCGAGUCUAAAACCUGUCUGCAUAAACACUGACAUUCUUAAAGAAAUGAGAGUUUCGUUCAGAAAGAGCAACACUGUUGAAGCUAUAUUCAAACAAGACUUAAUAGCCUAUUUCGUGAAUAAAAAUUAUUUCGACUUUUUCAGAAGGAAAGACGAGAAUUGAUGUAACGGAUAUCUCUUCGCUAUAUUAACGAAUACAUCGGUGAGAAAAUAACCAGGAAUUCGAGCGACGUUCAAUUAAAGCAACAACUGAACAAAUAGCGAUCAAAAACACCAGCAUUCAGCAGACAUUUCAAGCGCCGUAAAACUAGACUGUUGAAAAAGUCUUAGUGUCAAUUAAUCGCGUAAUGAGUUGGUUCUUGUACUUGUACUUUAAUAACCAGGUAAGCUGGCUUGUACUUUAAGCAUGGUGCUUAUGUCGAAAUCGAAAAACAGGGAUUACGGCAAUGAAUCAUCAAAGCGAACUUCUUAUGUAAAAAUAGCAGCGAUAAAUAUGACCGUUGCUCCAUAAUAUCCUUUAAAGAGGUUGUCUUGAAGUCGGUAGGUUGUCUAGAAUUUUGCAAUAGCAAAUGGGAAGCUUAUAAAUGAUGUAGUACAACGUGAUAUUUUCAUUUUUCUGUAAGCUUAAACUUUUGCCGAAGCACUUGCUUUAAAAGUAAGAUUCGUUCUCAAUAUCCAACUUUUUGCAGUUGUCUCGACAAACGAACUUCUUGCUAUGAGUAGCUACUAUACACAACAUUGAUGGCGAUAUUUGCACGGACUCAAAGUCUUAACGUGCAUUUGACAGUUUGAUUGCCUGUGACCCAAAAAACACAAUAUCAAAAAUCAUUGCUGAAUAGAAAGGUAAAUUACUUUGAAACGACGUCUAAACCGGACUGCUAGUAACAUAAGGUAGGAAACCUUUUUAUUUUCCAUCGAGUCAAGUUACAUAAUUUGAUCAGUUUCAAUGUGUUGCAGAUUGGAAUAUCUCUAACCCUUACAAUUACUAUUCCAAAUACCUUAGAUUUAUCUUGAUGACCUAGUCCAAUAUCGAGCAAUGCAAAGUUGCCGAUGAAUAUUGGCGUAUUUCUAAGGCUCCUUACAUCCGCACAACCCACUUGUCAGUUCGGGGAUUAUUCAGGACUUUUAUCGAAGCCAUUAAGCUCCAAAUGUCUCCAUUUUAUCUUGAUGAUGUCGUUAAACAUGAAGCAAGGCUAAUUUGCCAAUGAACAAUAGCGUUUUCGAAGGCUCCUUAAGAAUAAACUAAAUCAACAAAAAACGAGGGGAAAAUUUGAAAACUUUUAGUAAGAAUUAAAUCUUUGCUAAAUGAGUCAAUGUAUCAAGUUACAUAACAGUACGGUUGCAUUUCCCAUUCGACUUUUCAGUGGGUUAUUUGUAUACAGCCUACUAGAUUGUUUUCAAAGCAAGUUGUCUUUCUCGUUCUGGUUUCUAUCCCUUCAUUUUGAUAAAAUAGGGUGCAAUGUUUCAAGAAAUUUAUCUCCAUUUUCCUGAAAGUUAUCAUCUUAAGAGACAGGUAGAAAGUAAGAAUAGUAUGCACAAGAAUUUCUAUAAAACCAGUAAAUUGGUUUUUGGAUGAAUCACUUGAAACAGCUUCGCCCGUGUCUGAAAUAUAUUUUUUAUCGUUUUGUUAGGAUAAAAUAUUUUUAGAUAGAAGGACACUUUCAACACAGGAGUGCUGUGGUUGGGUAGGGCAGAGAAGGGUUAUAGACACUCUUAGAAAUCGAAUUUGUUACAAAAUGCAAGGACCGCGGGGCAUAUUUCAAAUAGAGGGGGCUAAAACGUUUUAAGGGCUAAACAUGCUAAAAGCCAAAAACAGGGCCACUUUUAUGAUUGAAGUACAUUUUAAAAAUGUUUGGGGGGCUAAAGCCCCUGUAGCCCUUUCCCCCACUUCCGCGGUCCCUGAAAUUAUAAUUCUUUGUCAGUUUUUCUGUAAAAUUUCAUCUUUUUCAAUCUCCGAAAAUUAAUUUGCGCUUUUAUUUCUACACACUUUAUUUCUGUUAUCACCAGGAAUAACCUGCCAAAAAUACCCUGCAAGGAAUCUAAAGCUAUGUUCACAUUGCUCCGUAUUCGUUUUUAUCCGUUUUCAUAUCGAUCCGUUUUACCUGUUCACACUGCUCUGGAUACAUUUGAUAACGGCGUAAAAACGAUGAAGCGUUCACAUUGCUCCACUCAGGCUAAAAAGGAAAACGCCACGAACUGGUUUACAGACCUUACAAAUAUUCCUCCAAGUAGUGUAUUAACUUCGAGUGAAUCAGCCAUGUUAAGAAAAUUUGUUCAAAUUGGCGCGGUCUAAGCAUCUUGCUGCGCUGUUGUUGUUGUUAUCGUUUUCAAAAGUAUCCGUUUUCGGUGUUCACACUGCGCUUUGCGUUUUCGAAAGUCUCCGUUUUCAAAAGUCUUCGUUUUCAAAGUGCGUUUUCGAUAUGAAAACGGAUAAAAACGAAUACGGAGCAAUGUGAACAUAGCUUUAGAAUUUUCGAAGCAAAUGACCUAUCAAUAUGAGGUGAACACUUUUCUGGCAGUAAUUUAAUUUAGCUUCAUCACAAGAAUGAUAAACAGGUUUAACUUUGUUUGUUUGGUUAUCCUUUCGUUUUAUCAUACUUUCACUGCUUGAUUUCAUUUAAACAGAAGUCUCCGAAAACACGUUUAAUUUGAAAGCUCCCCGAAGUAAAUUUCAAGUCUAGAGCCUCAUAUCCAACUUCAAAACAUGUGAAUUAAUAAAAGCUGAGUUAAAGAGUUCACGGUUUAUGUUUCCAAAGCGGGUUGUACAUAACGUUAUAUAUUUUAUAUUGCAAUUGUCCAGCUGAUGAUUGCUUCGUAUUUUUCUUAACAAGAACUUUAUGAAUAAUUAAAAACCUUACGGAUUUCAACAAAGCAUCAAAUUAAUAUUCAUCAUUUUAACCAGUAACAAAAAUACUCAAAACUUCUGAGAUCAAUUUAUAACUUAAAUAACGAACACUUUGCAUUUUAGCGGAUGAAUCAUGACAAGAUGAACAAUUGAAGACGAUCUUGAAAACGAGGCUUUGAUUGUUUAUGGUUGCAUGCAAUUGCAGGAAACAAUGAAGGAGGUAGAAUGAAGGACCUUAUAACAAAACAACUUCAAAAGCAUUUAGAAUACCUAGCUGGUAUGGUAGACGUAGUUGAUAAAGACAAAAAGAUAAAGAAAUGAUUACUGAGAACGGGACUACAAAACAGAACGUUACUUCUGGUUUUUAUGUGGCAACAGCAUUUUAUGUCUCCGUUAUUACAUUUUGCAGUGUGCUCUUCAAUUCUAUGGCUUGUUAUAUUUUGGCAACAAAAUUUCAAGGUUGGAAGCCACAAAUGAGGAUAUUAUUUAGCAUGUUUCUUGGAGAUGCCAUAGCUCCAGCGAUUGCCUACCCUCUAGUAGUGUAUUCAAAUGCAGUUAAGGAAUGGAGCCUUGGAGGAAAAGCAUGCUCGUAUUACGCUUUUACUACCAGUGUUGGUGGUAUAGGGAGCAUUUAUCACCUAGUCUUGCUCUCUGCUGAGAGAUAUAUUGGAAUAGUCUAUCCGUUUGCUUAUCAGGAGAUCACUAGAACAAAAAACGUUACACGAGGUCUCAUAAUUGCCUGGUCCCUAGCAACCGUUUCUAGCGUCUUUCCUCUUUUUGGCUGGUCAUCAUAUAAAAUCGAAGGUGUCGGCACGUCAUGUUCGUUUGACCUAUUCGCGGAAUCUUGGUCAGACAAAAGCUUUGGUAUUUACUUGAUUACUGUCGCCUUUGCUAUUCCCAUAACAAUGAUCUUUAUUCUCAACCUCGGCUUCCUAAAGGUUGUGUUCAAACUCACAGAAUGCCCAUGUCGAAAGAAUUCAAACCAAAGAGAAGUCCAGCAUAGUGCAGUUUGUCAAUUGGGCAAAGAUAGAAAGAUUGCAAAUCAGAUGUGCAUCCUUGUCAUCGCCUUGCUAUUUUCCUUUCUUUCCUCGUGGCUGCCAUAUGCUAUUGUGUCGGCGCUCGGAAUUAUCGGCAAGCUACCACGCGACAACGCCAUUGCAAUCAGCGUACCUUCAUACUUUGCUAAGUCGUACACGAUUUACGAUCCACUCCUAUACUUCUUUCUCGACAAGAAGUUUAGAAACGCAGUUAAGAGAGUUUGUUGUGGUAAUACACGAACAGAAGCAGGGGAUAUACCGCCUACUGGAAUAGUUACAGUUGGUCAUACAGCUACGCAAGGGCUAGAAGAAAGAAAGGAGGAUUACAGAAGCGAGGGAAGGCAACAAGAUGAAGUAUUGGGCGAAGCAGCAGAGCCAUUUGGCGACGAAAUAUUGUCAAUCAAUGCUAUGAUCGCACAAUAUCAGGGAUGAUAUCUCUCUGGUGAAAUAGAAAAUAAGCAAGAAAAUGUUGACAGUACAGUGGGCAAUGCCUUGUCCCCAGCUACUUGUUAACCUUGCGAUAAAAUAUACAAGCAGGAGGCAUUCAGUAAAGAAGGUGCAAUUUUGGAGGCUUCUAAUUGAGCAGUUACACGAUAGGAACUGGGAGUCGGAAUACCUCGAAUUGGCUUCCAAUCAACCGCCAGCACAUAAUAACCUUGACCAGAGAUGCUGGAGCAGGGGGCAUAAGGGGGCAGCUCCCCCUUCCCAUUCACCAGGAGGGGCAGAAGGAGCAAAUGUGUCCUUUAUAAGAAAAUAACAAUUCGGAAUAUAGUCAUUUAUUAUUCAAAGAUUUAACGUUAACCACAAUUCCCAACGGCUCUUAUGCUUCUAUUAUUCUUUUUUGCUCAAAAAUAAUAGAUGAUUACAAAACAAAAGUUAGAAUUAACGAAAUAUCAAGCAUAAGAAUUAACGUUGACAGUUACUUUCGUAAAAUUAUUGUCAGCCUCCUACUGCUAAUUAUUGUCACAUGCUUUUACUCUCUUGCGAAGUUAAAGUUCAAAUGAAAUAAAAGAAUGGAAUAAUUUCUUUUUCUACGAUGCCAGGAGCGGAUAAAAGGGUAACCUUACGGCGCAAAUAUGCGCCGAUCUAGCCACUGAAGAUGCCCUUUCUAAAUUUCUACCCCCUUUGCCCUUUAUUGGCUCCGGCGUCCCUGACCUUGACACCGGUUUGGCAAUAGGAAGUACUUUGGAUUGUCACAGCCUAUUCUUAACUGAAACGCCUCCUCCGAAAUGGAAGAAAGCGCUUAGUGAAUCUUACCCGGAAUUAACGCAAUCCGAGGUGAGACCAAUCGGAAAUGAACCCAAUUUUGAAUGAACAAACUCUGAAAUGAACCUAACCCAGCAUCGUGUAACUCAGAACCUUCGCCAAGAUGUAUCAUAAGGAAAACAAAAGUUUUAUAAUCCGUUGUUAAAAGAAGUGAAUUGCUAAAAACAAGUGGGUUGAAAUAGCCAUAAUACUAAUUAACAAUUUAAAAAUUAUACGGAGAUUCAUGGCUAAAACACUAACAUCUUUAAGCGGAAACUAAAUAUAUUCUUAAUAUAUAUUUCUACUUCCACUGAUGUAGAAGUUUGGUGAUGUAAAUAGAAAACAAGAAAAAAUCAAUUUGUAUAUGUGUGUAUGUAUCAACAUUCAUAAAACUGUAGCUCACAAGCAAAUUUAAAAAGAAUCUUGUAACUGCAGAUUCUGAUAGCGUUUCUUAGAUAUAAUUCACGAUGGAUAUUUACAUGUGUAGGAAAUUGGCGAAUGGUAUACAGUGCCCGCGUCACCAUUCUUUCAACAUGAUUGCAAUUGUAAUGUUCAUUUUCUGCAUUUUAUCUUGUUCUUCAGUGGGAGAUACGAUUGAAAAUAACAUUUAAUUGGAAGAAUCCGAUGGAAAGUUCGGCUAAUCUUUACGGAAUUGAAAUUAAAUAUAGCCUACAAUUCACAAGCAUUUUUGAUUUUGGUCAAAUAUUGUUGUUUGAUUAUUUAACACUAGCUAGUAUUUUAUCAGCUAUGCCAUGUUCAAGUUUUGCAAAAAGGGCACGAGGAGGUUAUAGAGCAAAAUGCGGAUCAAAAUUGGGCAAAAACGCCCAUUUAAUCAUAGCUUAAAUACAUUUAAGAAUAAUUUUUUGCAGCAAUUUUGACAUGUUAAACGGUUGUCAAUUAUCCGACGAGAGUCAAUGGCCAGGUGUCACAUCAGUUCCAAUUAAAUUACAUCCGAAAUGAAGUUAACCAUCUGAGUGUAAUUUGGCAACCAACCAUGUCGUAAUAAUACGGUACAAGCAGCUUACGAACAGUCUUGUUUGAAAAAAUUGGAUUAAAAGUUCAGUUUUCCGCAACAACUACGGCAAAAGGAGAUGAGCAAGACAACCUUGUUCGGUUGACUGGUUGGUUUCUCAUCGAAUGAACAGUAGAGCGACACGAAAAUCUUUUUUAUAAUCGAUCCGACAUUAAAUAUUCAAUAAGUGCUGACCAACACAAACUUUCUCCCUGCCUUGGCGUACAUUUGUAGUGAAACAUCACAUAUCUAUGAAAGUUAAUAUGAGAGUACCAAGAUAUGGCUUUAAAAUUAAUUGAAAUACCGAAUUUUCCAAAUAUUUUAGGAUGUGCAUAUGUACAGGUAAUUUCGGUGAAAUGAGUAUUGGCAGUGUAGCCUGAGUUCCAGACCCCAAACUAAUCAAUUUCUUGCCAAAGUUCAAUUGCAUCCCUGUCUCUCUUUUAAAACAAUGUUGUUUUAUAUGAUUUUAAGCGUUUCCCAGCUGUUUCUUUUCAGAUAUUGAUGAUAGCCAACUUAUCACCUAGAAUAAUUUUUGGGGAGAGUGGGCGCGGUCGGUGUUCUUUACUUGAAUUUUUUUCUAAAGAACACUUCUGCAGCUGGGCGUCCCAAGCAGGGCCGUCCUUAGUUUAAAUGCUCAGAUUCCACUUGCCGACAAAGUGAGUAACCAAUCCUUUUUUUCUGAAAAGUCAGAAAAUUUUUCCGACAAAGCAUCCCUACAUAGCAAAAACAACUAGAUUUUAAAAUGCAAUCCCCUCCCCCACGCCUUACCGUAGCGACGGCCCUGGUUCACAGGACUUAUGCCAGGGGUUUUAAUUGACAAUUGAUUUUACGGUUUUAAAAAUCUUAUUGAAAUUUGCAUGUAAGGUAAAAUAAUAGUAAUAGUUGAAUUAAUUGUUAGCUCAAAGGCUGUUUCUCACUGGUGUUUAAUUUAAUUUAUUUUCAUGUACGAGCAUAAGUCUUUAGUUCUGAUGUGAUUCUUUCUGUGUUUUGAUUGCAGUGGCAUUGCUUAUUGUUAAAAUCAAUUCUGCUUUCAAAAUUCUUUAUCAGUAGCUACUCAGAUUUGCUUAUGGAAAAAAGGCCUUCAUUUUCUAUCUACAUAUUAGAUUCCAUCAUUCAUAAAAAGCAUACGAGAUCACCACGAAAACAAAAAGACUUCCACAAUACGUGUAUCCACAAUGAUAAACUGGUUAAUUUAAUAAGAAUUCAGAAUAAAUCUUGCGAUCAAUUUCUUACCCGCUCGCUUUAUUGUGUCAAUUUGGCCUGCUAAAAUGAUAAGAAGGCCGAUGCUAAAAUAAUCGACAUAGAUAUGAUUAAAUUUUUUUCCAAUGUGCAUUUUUAUAUUUUAUGGAAACUGCAAAUUUUAUUACACGUUACAUUGAUAUAUGGUACAUAAGACUUGCAUAUACUAUGGUUUAUUAUGUCUAAAAUCGAUGAUAAAUAUGAUGUUAUUUGAAUGUUUUUUUAUAUUUCUGUUUUUGCAUUUAUUUGCUUGCAAAAUAAAUUGUUAGCAAGUAUUAUUGCAGUGCACAAAGUAUUCAUUCGAAAAAAUUACGAAGAAGAAUAUUCUCAGUUGUCUUACUGUUUCUACGUCUACACUCUUGGGCUACAAAAUUCAAUACCAUAAGUCGGGCACUAAUUCAUUAGAGUAAUAAGAAUCACAAAAAAUCAUUAAGGCCACGUGAAUCGAGAGCAAACUUCAGAACCGAAAACAAUCUCUUACGCUUUCGAAAAAACCAUUUAUUUUGCUAUUUCUCUCUUUAUUAUCCAUCUGUUUCCCAUCAGGAAAAGAGAAUGAUUAAUUGUUCCUCGGGAUCAAGUGAAAAGUUCUUCCUCGGAAUCUAGUGAAAGCAUUAUCAUAACAUACAGCAGGCACACAAGAGUGCACAACUUAGGCAUUAUGUCAAACAAUUUCUUAGGACUUUCAUACCCAGAGGAGGGAAGGGGUGAGGUGCCCUGGUGAUUACAGGUUAGGGAUGCUCAGGUUGGUUAUGAAAUUAGGAACUCCAAAAAGUUGCUCUUCCUCAACUUACACACUUCCUUAACUUAACGAGCUUUAGUGUUCUCAACUUUAUUUGAAAAUCAAAACUUUUUUUUAAUGUUUUGCAGCAUUUGAGGUCUGAAAAAUAUUUCAGCAUCGCAUAAACCCAGUGACUAAACAAAAAAGUGGCUUAAAUUGAAAUUUAAAAUAUGGCUUAACCCAAAGCAGUAUUUUUACAAAAUUUACAAGCACAAAAGAGUACCCUGAACAUCCCUAUUAAAAAUAUCAGAGUACUCCCUAUACUAUGGGCUUUAAAAGAUAUAAAUCAAUCAGAUUUCUUUUAAAAUGUUGAAAGACAGAAUAACAGGGACAUGGCUGUACAUGUAAUCGUUUGAUAAUAGUGCUAAGCUGACAAACUCUCCAGAAAUUUGGACCUCACUGAAUUUGACUUGAAUCAGUAUAAAAAGUUGUCAGGAAGGUUAGUCAGGAGAUAAUUGAUACCGGGAAAGGCCAAUUUAGACAUACUAAGCGCUAAGUUGGAGCCUAGAAUGAAAAAGGACCAUUAUUUAAAAUCAAUACCGGGGUAAAAGUAGAUAAUGGAAACUUUUCAUUUCAAAUUCGCUUUAAACUACAAGUCUCUCUAUUGCCAAUUGGAUUUUUGAAUGGGUAGUCUUUUUCACAAAAUAUAACUAUUACAACUGUAGUACUUUAAAGAAGAUGAAUUGGAAGUAGCUCUGGGUUUGUCCAAGUUUUGUUUUUACAGCAGAAAUAACGAAGUAUUUGGUGCAAAUGGAGAUACUUUGAAGCUUGGAGACGAGAAUAGCGUUUAAUAAUGAUGGGAAGAAGACAGAGAGUCAAAGUUGUCGGUGAGAGAGCUGCAAGAGUUGCCAAAAAGGCCAUGUUAACUGAUAGAAAGAUUGAAAAAUAAACUGACUUAAACUGAUGCUUUGAAUCUGAUAUGAGGCUGUGAAAUGUCUCUUUCUCUUAGUAACUCAGUUGAGUGUUGAAAUAUCAUUAGCUGUAUAAUGUAAAAACAGGUGUAUUUGGUUUAUAGGAGUAGCCUAGUUCUUAUAUCUGAUCCCUAGGUAUGAUAGAAGGGGAAAGAAAGAAUAGUAGAUUCUUCCGUAGAGAAAAAAUCGAUUGAUUGAUUGCCCUGUGAUAUUGAUAUCAAUAUUAUCUUCGAUUUUAAUCUCGGUGCUCAUCUCAAAAAAAAAGUUUUUCUGAAAAUUUUGAUUUCAAGAAGGAGCCUACUUAAACACUUAGAUUAAAAUUGAACGAUAAAAUCAGCAUAUCAGCCAAAAGCCGCGGGUUAUAGCGUUCUUUUCUCUUGCUUUCCUUUUAUUUUCAUGCUUGUUCUCUAAAAAUAUAUACAUACCCAAAUACACCCACAUAUACGAUAUGCACUCAUGAUAAAGUUACAUGAUAUAUACA
Messenger RNA from Rhopilema esculentum, 10682 nucleotides. The record is from RefSeq and is a predicted model, not a curated record. Lineage: Eukaryota; Metazoa; Cnidaria; Scyphozoa; Rhizostomeae; Rhizostomatidae.